Messenger RNA from Lates calcarifer (barramundi perch), 3917 nucleotides. RefSeq names its product serpin peptidase inhibitor, clade E (nexin, plasminogen activator inhibitor type 1), member 3 (gene serpine3). Gene Ontology annotation, biological process: negative regulation of endopeptidase activity. Gene Ontology annotation, molecular function: serine-type endopeptidase inhibitor activity. Bases 780 to 2039 code for a protein of 419 amino acids. The record is from RefSeq and is a predicted model, not a curated record. NCBI's taxonomy places the organism in Eukaryota, Metazoa, Chordata, Actinopteri, Centropomidae. The transcript has 9 exons.
AAACUCGUGAGUUUAAGAGGUGCUGAUAUGUGGAUUUUGUUACAGUUGAACAGGGGCAGGCUAGCUUUUUCCCUGUCUCCAGUCUUUGUACUAUGCUAAGCUAUAAUAAGCUAAGCUAACGUGGGAGGGUAAAACAGGUAACUCUUGGGGACAAGUGCAUUUCCUAAAAUUGUAACCAAACUUUCACUCCACACGAUGAGAUGUUCAUUAUUUUAAAAUUUCUGUUUUAUUUAUUUGACAGGGAUGUCUUUCUAUGGUCUAUUAGUAAGUACAUAAUUAAAAUUAAAAAGAUCGAGCAUUCAUGCGUGCCAUGCUGUGCAGUGCGCGCGUGAGUGUGUGUGUGUGUGUGUGUGUGUCCCUUCCCUCUGCCCGGUUUGGGAUUUGCUGGUCGGUGACAUGCCUCCCUCCGCCUGGCUCCUUAUAGCCCCGGGAAGGCAGGAUUCCCUGACGAGUGGUACGGACAUCGCCGACGGAGCGUUCCCCUUUAAACACGGUCUUAUGACUACAGGCUGCUUCAGUGAGAGACGACCGGAGGACCCAACCAGAGACUGACAGUCGGGGACAGCAGAAGACUGACUUACUGACAGGAGACCGGUGACCGCGACUGACAGCCGGGGACAGCAGAGAACACAUCUCCCCUGCAGAGGCUCAAUAUUUGGUGCCACUCUGAGAGAACAAGUGGAGUUAAACGGAUACUACCUCACCUAUCUGCAGGAACUUGUUUUUCAGACCACUUGUUGCACAGCUGAGGACACUUCCCCUCCUGCAGCUCUGAGGAAAUGUGUCGCCUGCCAGUGGCUUCUCUCUUCAUUUGCUUCUGGCUGGUGAAGAGAAGCCACUGCAAUGGCAGCCUUCAGGACAGCAUGGAAGAGCUGCACACCAGGUUUGCUGUCAGUCUCUACCAGACACUCACCGAGACAGAGAACAACUCCAACCUGAUUGUGUCUCCAGUGAGCGUCUCCUUGUCUCUGGGGCUGCUGCAGCUUGGUGCCAGGGGCAACACACUAGCUCAGCUAGAGGGAACACUGGGAUACAAUGUGAAUGAUGCCCAGGUACAAGACUUCUUGUUGCACUCACAGGGUGACAUGAACAACACUAGUCAGGGGACAUUACUGCAGCAGACCUGCACGUUACUCAUCCAGAGUGGUGUCCAGCUCCUAACUCAGUUCACAAAACAUGCAGUAGCUUGGGCCAACACCAGUGUGGUCCGAGCCAACUUCAGCCAACCCAACCACACUCGCAGCCAGCCACAGAGAUUGGGGCACACCCAUGAUGAGACAUGGCCCCUGCAGGCAGGAAGCAGCAGUGGGGAGCUGUCGGGCUCGGGCGAGGCCCAGGUAGAGGCCCUGUGGUGGGGCCACCGGCUGCAGAUGGCCCUGGUCAACACAGUGGCCUUCAGGGGUGUCUGGCAAAAACAGUUCCUCUUCACUAAUACCCAGAACCUUCCCUUCACCCUCUCUGAUGGGAAUAUCAUCAAGGUGCCCAUGAUGUAUCAGGCUACAGAGGUCAGCUUUGGUCAGUUCAGGACAGCAUCAGACCAGCGUUAUACUGUGUUGGAGCUUCCUUACCUGGGCCACUCUCUGAGCCUGCAGGUAGUUCAACCUAGUGAGAGGAAGACACCGCUGUCCUCCCUCGACUCCCAGCUCACUGCUCGGCAGCUGGUGUCCUGGAACACCGGUCUGCGCAGAACCAAGAUGGACAUUUUCCUACCCAGGUUCAGAAUGCAGAGCAAGUUUAACCUGAGGUCUGUGCUUCCUGCCAUGGGAAUCAGUGAUGCCUUUAACCCGACAGUCGCUGAUUUCACUGGAAUAUCAGUGGAGGAGGGUCUUUAUGUGUCUGAUGCCUUCCAUGAAGUCAGAAUAGAAGUCACAGAAGAUGGAACGAAGGCAGCUGCUGCCACAGCAAUGGUGCUACUCAAACGAUCCCGUGCUCCUGUUUUCAAGGCAGACCGGCCAUUCUUAUUUCUGCUACGACAGAUUAACACAGGAUCCAUUUUAUUCUUGGGCCGAGUGAUGAACCCAGCUGACCAAGCACCCUAAAAUUCUCAUGCACACACACACACACACAUACACACACACACACACACACACACACACACACACACACACAAUUACACCCUGACCCCUAUUUCGCUACUGGUAUUUAUUUGUGGACCGACAGGAGGGUCCACAGACACUUCAGGAAGAGGGACAAUAUUUUUGUACAUAUCUGUAAAUAAAAUUUUAAUACAUGUUUUUAAAUAUUGUGUGUUUUCAUCCUUUCUUCUAUUAUUGCAGAUGCUUAGAAAGCCUCUUUUCUGCCUGAUGCACUGUUAAAAAAAUGACCAACAAAAACACAUACAGUCACAUCUUUACAGAACACUUUAUUUACAUGGCCCUUCACAGUGUAAAAUAGAAACUUUAUUCAUGGAAAUACUUACAAAAAGGCCAUUUUCCACUGAACAUUCUCUUUAAAUAGUACUCUAGGGUUAUUUACAUCUUUACAGUGUAUUCAAAAUACUCUUUUGGUGGCAGCCUCUUCACAAACAAAGAAGGUAUGGCAGAUUUUGGUCCCUAUCCAAGGAGGGAGGGAAUGGAAGAGGGCUGCCCUCUGAAUCAGAAAUCAACUCUUGACCUCUAGACCUUAAUUCAGAUGAUUUGUGUAUAUUUGAGAAAACUGAACAGGCCUGACCAAAAAUAAGAGGAUUGUUGGGGAAAAACUCUUCUGCAACAAAGGUAGUUUUUCUUUUAAAUUACAUUAAAUAAACAUUCUCAAAUUUACACAAGUGCAUUCAUGGUUGAGUGACAAGAAGUUGGUUUGAGAUUCAUAGUGGGUGAGGGGGAGUUAAGGGGGUGGGUUAUGUUAUUUGGCAGCAGCCAGCACUUUGGGACAAGCUGGCAUCCAAGAUCUUGGUUCACCAACACUCCAGGGGAGAACAGUUUGUGUUGCAUAUCUGUGGUUUCAGGCUAAAAUAAGAUAAAAAUUUAUUGGGGUGGGGGGUGUUAAAGUAGCUCCAAUGUUAUUGCUGAUCAUGAUGCAUUAAGUAUCAGUUCCUGAGCUUUUUAUCCCUGUAUUUCAACAUUUGUUCAUUCAACCAAUGAUGUUGCAUCAUUCACAAUGAUUUUAUUUUUUACUUGCCCUCUCUGAGAACCUGCACUGCAAAAGACAGACUUUUUAGGUUUACCAUCUCCAAACAUUAUUAAAGUUGUGGAUCAUUUUUCCCCCAGGGGGAACAAAAAUGAUUAAAUCUUAAGUUACUAUUCAAUAAUAUUCAUUGUCAGUCUGGUAGGUAAACCACAGGUUGAUAAAUUAAAAUUCAUAUCCAUUUAAGCGCACAGCAGUGGAGUGCUUUAGUUAGUGGAGCGUAGAGAGUAAAUUUCAACAGUCACACAGAAUGAUUGACUCUCAUCCUCCAACAAAACCAAACGCCAAAAAUGACAUGACGCGAAAACAAAAGUUAAUGAAUAAAAAGGCAUAAGUCUUUCAUGAGUGUCUCCACUGGAUCCCAUUUGACCCCAAGUUGGCUGAAAAUGCACACAACACCCACAACAACCUGAACCAUUCCUACACUAUUUCUAUACUUCCUACACUGAGGUCUGUAGCAUAGUCACUGUGAAAACACGACUAAACAUCAUCUGUUCCUCUCCAGAUAUGUCCUGCACUCCACCUGCCCAUUGGAGAGAUUAUUCACUCUCAUUUGUCACCUAAAAACAAGACAAUCAAAUCAGGGGAGGAGAAUAAUCAAGGGGAACGCCUGAGGACAGGUUUGCAGAUUGGAAAGCAACCAUGCUGAAAUGUCCUACAGGUCAGACAUCUCAUUGCAUAGGCAAACACUUCACCUGCAGCAAUAAAAUGCUUCCUUGUUUUCCCUUUUUGAUAUCUGCACUUGCAUCAUCCAGGGUCAACGCAGCUUUUAGUUUAUACUGUGUGUAAACCAA